Maudiozyma barnettii is the source of this 915-nucleotide messenger RNA. It is a transcript of the gene RRP7, whose product is annotated as Rrp7p. Gene Ontology annotation, cellular component: UTP-C complex; CURI complex. The coding region runs from base 1 to 915 and encodes 304 amino acids. The record is from RefSeq and is a predicted model, not a curated record. Lineage: Eukaryota; Fungi; Ascomycota; Saccharomycetes; Saccharomycetales; Saccharomycetaceae. Gene Ontology annotation, biological process: rRNA processing; ribosomal small subunit assembly. The transcript has a single exon.
AUGUCAGAUACAGAGCAGAAAUCCAAAAAGAUAACGUCUAUGAAUAAUGGGUUUAUCGUUCUCCCAUUCAAACUACCAUCAUUUGAUGUUUUACAAUCAAAACGUAGUUGCUAUCACUAUAUAUUUGCUAAGAAGCAUGAUUCAAACAACGAAAAUGAACAAAACUGUCUGUUUAUAAUGAACCUUCCUUUGUUAACAAAUUUAGAGAGUAUUAAAAGCAUAACAAGUCAGAUCUGUGAAAAAUAUGACACUGUCUCUCACAUAGAAAACCUAAUGUACAACGAUGAAUUUGGUUUAAACGAAGUAGACUUAUCUGUGUUGACAUCAGAUUUAAUGGCAGAGAGCCAGGAUAAAAUAGAAAAGAGAUUUACUCCAAGAAAUACUGCAUUAGUCAAAUUUAUCGAUAAAUCAAGUUUAAGCAAUUGUUUAAAUGCUUUAAAGAAAUAUUCAACAUCUUCAAAAUCUGAUUUAUUAGAAUGGAAAUAUAAUACCCCAAGUAUUGAAACAUUUAUCAAUUUUUAUAAACCGCUAGAUAUAGAUUAUUUGAAAGAGGAUGUUCAUACACAUUUGUCAUUAUUCGAACAACGAGAACAACAGGCACAAGAUGACGUUCAAAGUUCGAUUGUUGACGAAGAUGGUUUCACACUUGUUGUUGGUAAAAACACAAAGAACUUAAACUCUAUAAGGAAGAAGAUAUUGAACAGAAAUCCUUUGUUAAAAAAUGAUUCUGAAGGUGUUUCUAAGCCAACGACUGCAGUGGAUAAGAAGGCAAAGCAAGAUUUCUAUAGGUUCCAAGUUAGAGAACGUAAGAAGCAAGAAAUUAAUCAACUUCUAAGUAAGUUUAAGGAAGAUCAAGAAAGAAUUAAAGUCAUGAAAGAAAAGAGAAAGUUCAACCCUUAUAAGAAUAGUCUAUAA